Microbotryum saponariae is the source of this 834-nucleotide messenger RNA. The record is from the annotation of a GenBank genome assembly. Lineage: Eukaryota; Fungi; Basidiomycota; Microbotryomycetes; Microbotryales; Microbotryaceae.
AUGUCCCACUCCCACACUGCCCACACCAUCAAGAGCGAGAAGCCUCCCACCUCUUCGGACAACCUUGAACCUUGUGAGUUGCACGACCUGUCGCUGGGAUUGCCGAGCGAUGACGACGGGGUGGUGCGAGAGCGAGACUGACCGACCCCGAACGGCGAAUAACCUCGGUCGCACCCACCAACGCCCACACAGACAAGGAUCAGGUGAUGAAGGAUGUUCAAAAGGUGCAACUUGUACUGAACGAGAAGGUCGAGAUGCAAGUCCUUGGAUGUCUGGUCGUCAACAGGCUGCUCACAGUCGGAACACAAGCUGACGGGACUCUUGUUGCACCGCCGAUCGCACCAAACCAACCCACUGCAACGCUCGAACACCUCCGAUCGCGCCUUGGGGAGCUCGGAAUGACCGACAGUGCGAGGAAACACUAUGUUGAUCCGGCGCAGGAGUAUCUCGUGGCACAGGCUCAUGCACGGCCGAUCAUGACCGUCAGUUGUCUUCUCGCUCGUCGGUGUGCUCGUCGUCACGCGUCACGUCGCGUCUCCAGCUGGCUUUCACGCUCAACUUAACCGCGCUCCUCGUGGCCUCGGCUCGCUGCGUCAGGCCGAUCGGGUCCCGGCGCAGCACCCGAUCGACCGCAGCACGACCUGACUUUUUAAGGUAUGGUCAACUGACUCACAUGAAUCAUCACAGUCGCUGCUCGGUGUCUUUUUUGCGCUGUCCUUCUUCCCCGUCCUUACGUUUGUCCUCUUCUCGCUCGGCGCCAUUCUCACCGUCGGUGGUACGGCUCUCGUCAUCUCUCUCGCCAUCACGGAAAGCCUUCUAGAACGCCCGUGUUGA